AUGCACUAUGAUAUUCCCAAAGAAUACAAGCACGGUGACACCGUUCUAUGGAUAUCCAAAGACACAUCAUUUGAUUGGGCUGGCGCAGGCGAUGUAGGCACUCUCAUGUUUCAGCCAGGUUACGAAUAUGGCUUCAGAAUACACUCUAACACACAGCCAAUAAUACAGGACGAAGAAAGCCGCAGGCGUGUAAAGCGCUCCGGUGAAGCGCCCACAGGAGACGAAAUCAUCGACAAUGCAAUAUACGCUGCUAAGCAAACAAUCUUCAAGAAAAAUUUCGUGCCCUGGAAAUUUCACCCAAGGAACUGGACGGAGCCUAGUGCAGAGAACGGCACCUACAUCUCGACCGUCAACCUCGAGGUCCUGCAAGAUGAUCCCGAGGACAUUGCUAAGCCGCUUGCCGGUACAGUCGAUGAGUCGUAUGCGCUCGAGCUGAGGGAGGGCGGUAACGUGAGUAUCACAGCAAACUCGAGUGUGGGCAUCGUCAGGGGCCUAGUGUCCUUCACACAGCUCUUCUAUGAGCACUCCGAAGGCGGCGCAUACACACCGUUUGCCCCCGUGACCAUAUUCGAUGUACCUGUUUUCCAACACCGUGGUAUCAACCUGGACGUAUCGAGAAACUACUUCUCCGUCAAGGACAUCGAACGCACCAUCGAUGCUGCGGCCUACAAUAAGAUGAACCGUUUCCACCUGCACGUCACUGAUGCACAGUCCUGGCCUCUCGAGAUCCCUGCCUUACCCGAACUUUCAGCGAAAGGCGCGUAUCGGCCAGAACUGGUGUACACCAAAGAGGAUUUUGCAAACCUACAGUAUUACGCUUCGAUGCAAGGAGUAGAGUUCAUCACGGAAAUCGACAUGCCAGGUCACACCUCCUCUAUCGCUUUAAGUCAUCCAGACCUCAUCGCAGCAUACAACGUUCAGCCAGACUGGAACACCUAUUGCGCGGAGCCACCCUGCGGUACGCUGAAGCUUAACUCGACCAACGUGGAUGACUUUCUCAAGAAGCUUUUUGAUGACUUGCUGCCGCGUGUGCUUCCAUUCUCGUCGUACUUCCACACUGGUGGGGACGAAGUGAACAAGAACUCAUACUUGAAAGACGACACCGUCAACUCGAAUGACUCGGCGGUCCUGCAGCCGCUGAUGCAGAAGUUCGUCGAUAGAAAUCACGACCAAAUCCGCGCCGCAGGCCUGACACCCCUUGUCUGGGAAGAAACGCUGCUAGACUGGAACCUAACCCUCGGCUCUGACGUGAUCGUCCAGUCGUGGCAGAGCGAUGAAGCAGUCGCGCAGAUCGUAGCAAAAGGCCACAAAGUCCUCGCCGGCAACUACAACUACUGGUAUCUUGACUGCGGCAAAGGCCAAUGGCUUAAUUUUGAUACCUCUGUCAGCGCCCAGUACUGGCCUUAUGAAGACUACUGCGCCCCUUUCCACAACUGGCGCCUCGCCUACUCGUAUGACCCACUGACAUCGGUGCCAACCGAUUCUCAACAUCUUGUUAUAGGCGGCGAAGCCCACAUGUGGGCUGAGCAGACCGAUCCUAUAAAUGUUGAUCGUAUGAUUUGGCCGCGAGGCUCAGCCGUUGCCGAGAUCCUCUGGAGCGGAGCAAAGGACGCACAGGGACAGAAUAGGAGCCAGAUCGAUGCCGCACCAAGAUUGAGCGAGAUGAGAGAGAGACUCGUGGCCAGAGGUAUAGGCGCUGAACCAAUCCAGAUGCCGUUUUGUACAAUGGAGGGGAAUGUGUGCGAACUUGGAUAA
This is a messenger RNA of Didymosphaeria variabile, 1755 nucleotides long. Its product is annotated as Glucosamine-6-phosphate isomerase (Glucosamine-6-phosphate deaminase) (GNPDA) (GlcN6P deaminase). NCBI's taxonomy places the organism in Eukaryota, Fungi, Ascomycota, Dothideomycetes, Pleosporales, Didymosphaeriaceae. The coding region runs from base 1 to 1755 and encodes 584 amino acids. Gene Ontology annotation, molecular function: beta-N-acetylhexosaminidase activity. The record is from RefSeq and is a predicted model, not a curated record. Gene Ontology annotation, biological process: glycosaminoglycan metabolic process; carbohydrate metabolic process. Gene Ontology annotation, cellular component: membrane. The transcript is spliced from 4 exons.